Molecule: messenger RNA, 750 nt
Organism: Pseudocercospora fijiensis CIRAD86
Lineage: Eukaryota; Fungi; Ascomycota; Dothideomycetes; Mycosphaerellales; Mycosphaerellaceae
Exons: 3
Coding region: 20-586 (188 amino acids)
Biological process (GO): mitochondrial electron transport, succinate to ubiquinone; tricarboxylic acid cycle
Cellular component (GO): membrane; mitochondrial envelope
Molecular function (GO): ubiquinone binding; heme binding
Source: RefSeq, a predicted model, not a curated record
CUCCGCCCUGCGUCCCACGAUGCUCCGCCAGCUCGAGCAACUCUCCUCAAAGCGCGCAUACUCCACCCUUCGACAAUCAGCGCAAUUGACUUCGAGACCAACAUGGGCAGUACAGAGAGCAGCAUUUCAGACUUCUGCUGCGAGGAGGAUUCUGCCGCCCAUGCCACAGGUCAUUAAAGGAACCGUGAACGAUCCGACCAGAGUGCCUGAGUCGCACCCGAGCCAUGGAAGCUAUCACUGGACUGCUGAGAGACUCGUCUCCGUGGGCUUAAUUCCAAUGACGAUUAUGCCUUUCGCAGUUGGAUCACUUAACCCGUUGCUUGACGGCACUUUGAUCGGCUUGAUUAUUCUGCAUACAUACAUUGGCUUCCAAUCCGUCAUCACCGAUUACAUCCCAACAUGGCGAGCACCCGGCUGGAGAAAAGCUUUUGACUGGUUGAAUGUGCUCGCUGUCGGCAUUGUCGGCUGGGGCUGGUACGAAUUUGAGACCAACGAUGUCGGGUUGACUGCCGCCGUAGCACGAAUCUGGAGAGCGGGCGCCAAUGCCAAGCAGGCGGCUAAGGAGGCGGAAGAGGCGCUCUCGUAGAUGCAGAAGAGCUGAAAGGGGUGGGGAUAAGAGCUGCUGCUAUCCGUACGCGGAGCAGGAAGAGGAGCGGGUGUGUGUUUCAAGAUACAUGUGUAUAUUUGGAUGGGAUGCGGGAAACUACGCAUGGAGUCAUCAUAUACAUGGUCAAAUCACGUUCGAAUGAU